GUGCUUCUCAGCACCAGAGGAGGUGCAUGGGUUUUCAGGCGAGUCUUUGACUCAGGGUACCCAUGGGACAUGGUGCUUAUAACACGAUUUCAAACUGCAUUCAGAAAUUUUCUCCCAACUCCAAUUUUGACUUGGUUGAUGGAAAAGAAGAUGAACAGCUGGUUCAAUCAUGCAAAUUAUGGCUUAAUACCAGAAAACAAAGAGCCUGUGAUAAAUGAUGAGCUCCCAGGCCGUAUCAUCACUGGAAAAGUACUGAUCAAGCCAAGCAUAAAGGAAGUGAAGGAAAAUUCUGUCAUAUUUAACAACACCCCAAAAGAAGAACCCAUUGAUAUCAUUGUUUUUGCCACUGGAUACACCUUUCAUUUCCCCUUCCUGGAUGACUCGGUGGUAAAAGUUGAAGAUGGCCAGGCAUCAUUGUACAAGUAUAUCUUUCCAACACAUCUGAAAAAACCAACAAUGGCUGUUAUUGGCCUCAUCAAACCCUUGAUCUCCGUACUGUGCACAGGAGAAAUACAAGCUCGAUGGGUUGUUCAAGUCCUGAAAGGUGUUAGUAAGUUACCACCACCAAGUGUCAUGAUAGAAGAAGUCAAUGAAAGGAAAAAAAAUAAGCACAGUGGGUGAGUGAGUUCCUUGGUCAGC
Fukomys damarensis (Damara mole-rat) is the source of this 639-nucleotide messenger RNA. RefSeq names its product dimethylaniline monooxygenase [N-oxide-forming] 1-like. The annotation marks the transcript as partial. The transcript is spliced from 3 exons. Gene Ontology annotation, molecular function: flavin adenine dinucleotide binding; N,N-dimethylaniline monooxygenase activity; NADP binding. The record is from RefSeq and is a predicted model, not a curated record. NCBI's taxonomy places the organism in Eukaryota, Metazoa, Chordata, Mammalia, Rodentia, Bathyergidae.